AUGGUCCUAGCAGACAAUCUGAUCGAGGCAAGCUCCAGCGUCAGUUGCAUGCUGUUCUUCUCUGGCAUCCUGAGGCGUGUGGCGGUGAAAGUUUCCAAGGUCUGCAACGAUCUACGCCUGCUUGCGUCAGGACCCCGCUGUGGCCUGGGCGAGGUCAAUCUGCCGCCCAUGGCCCCCGGCUCUUCCAUCAUGCCGGGCAAAGUCAACCCAGUGAUUCCAAAGGUACUGAACAUGUGCUGCUUCGACACGAUUGGGAGCGACAUCACCGUCUGCUGCGGCGCCGAGGCUGGGCAGCUGGAGCUCAACGUGAUGGAACCGGUGAUCAUCUACAAGCUUUUCACCUCGGUCCUUGUGCUGACCCGAGGUAUGAACAUCUUGCGCGGACGGUGCGUAUCUGGCAUUACGGCGAAUCGCGAGCGCUGCCACGAGAUGGUGCACAGCAGCAUCGGGAUCGUCACUGCUCUAUUGCCCCACAUCGGCUACAAGAAGUGCACAGAGGCAGCAGCUAAGGCUCUCAAGGAGAAGAGGCCUGUCGCGGAUAUCGUUGUGGAGUUGGGUUACCUUGACAAAGCCAAGGUAGAGGAGCACCUUCAGCUAGAGAUUAUGUGCGGGCCCCCAGCGAAGAAGCGGAAGACGUAA
Messenger RNA from Prorocentrum cordatum, 639 nucleotides. NCBI's taxonomy places the organism in Eukaryota, Dinophyceae, Prorocentrales, Prorocentraceae. The record is from the annotation of a GenBank genome assembly.